CUAUUUUUUUUAUGCGCAUCGCCUUUUCUUUCCUUUUUUAUGUUGUGCUCGUAAUCAAAAUAAGUGCUCUCGGUCCAUUAAGUCUUCCACUUCUCAUUUCUAGCAAAAUUUGUCCAUCUGGACCAUAUGAGCCUAAGUAUUCACCCAUGGACCACUGGCAUGCUUGAUUCUUCCGACCACAAUCCACUACAACCCUUCCAGUCAUUAUAUCCCCGAGAAAGGGUCCUCUCUCCUUUCAACAACUUGCCUCCAUGCCAAUAUAAAUACUGCCCUGAGCCUCCCCUGAUUUUUGAUUUGUCUUACCUCCCUCAGUUCUGCAUUCACUCCACUUCCUCUACUCCCACACACACCUCGACCGCCCCCUCCGAACGAACUUUUUCCCGCCAAUUCCAGUCAUAUCCAAAUAUCUCUCCAUACCAACUUCUAUUCCCCUGAAAAUGAUGUUCAAAUCCUCCAUCGUUGCAGCCGCCAUGGUUUGCUUGUCCGCCAUGACCGCCCAGGCCCACGUUGGUCUCUCCACUCCCUGCGGACGCUAUCAACCUGCUGCUGGCUGUCCUGCUCCACCACCCGGUCAAUCCAUUGACUACAACAUCAACUCGCCCAUUGGAACCCACGAUUCCAUUGACCAGCCUAUCUGCAAGCACACUGUCCCAUAUACCAAGCGCACCGUCUACAAGGCUGGUGACACUAUCCAUACCGCCUACUCUGUCGGCGCCUCCCAUGGCGGUGGACACUGUCAGUGGGCUUUGUCGUACGACAACGGCAAGACCUGGGUCGUUCUCAAGACCUUGAUCCGUGAUUGUCUCAAGGGCGUUACAUCGGGCCAGGCCUACUCUGUUCCUGUCACGAUUCCCAAGAACGCCCCCUCGGGCAAGGUCACUUUUAUGUGGCUCUGGAACAACGCCAUCGGCAACCGCGAGUUGUACUCCAACUGUGCAGAUCUCGAGAUCAAGGGUGCUGACGGUGGAUCCAUCUCCGGUCUUAAGCCCUUGAUUGCAAACUAUGGCGCCGGUAGCUUGCUCAUCCCCGAGUUCCCCAACCCCACAGACAAUGACGAGCACGCAGCCUUUGGCAAGCGCGAGGCCAUCACGGUCCAUGUCAAGGGGUCCGGAAAGUCUACCACUAAGCCCAAGACUACUAAGCCCAAGACUACUAAGCCCAAGACUACUAAGCCCAAGACCACCAAGACCAAAUAAGCUCGCCAGCCUACCUCCGCGUCUUCCCCCUACUAAAAGGCUAAAGAUGUGCAUCCAUUCAACAUUACUAUGUAGAGCUUAUUUUUAAUAGAAACAAAAAAAAAACCACAUAACCAUAUGGGUCUUGACAGUUUGAUUUGAAAAGCAAGCGAGAUGGAGAAGUAGAGAUAAAACCAGCCUCUAUUUCUCAACUCUAUAUUCCUAGAAAACGGUAUGCCUCACUAAAGGAGA
Molecule: messenger RNA, 1427 nt
Organism: Gamsiella multidivaricata
Lineage: Eukaryota; Fungi; Mortierellomycota; Mortierellomycetes; Mortierellales; Mortierellaceae
Exons: 4
Coding region: 438-1196 (252 amino acids)
Source: RefSeq, a predicted model, not a curated record